AUACAGCAGCAUCGUCUGUGUGACGUAACCUCGGACAUAACAAAGACGAAGGUUUCAAGAAGCAACAGAAAGGAACAGCGAGUGAACAAAUUUACAAAUUUGUUAGAAACAAGAUUUUUUACAAAGUUUUACAAUGGAUGAUUUAUCAUCGGAUGCUGUUGGAAUAGACGAUUGUGGAAAAAUAGAAGUUCAGUGGUGGAAUGAACUCGAAACAACAUUACAAACGAAAAUUCCAAUAUACCUGAAAAACUUGUUGACUUUUACUGGAUUUGACAACAUAUUAUCUUUGCGCUCUUUCUCGGAAGAAAAUAUAAAAGAUUUGGAAGAAUUUGGAAAAAGUGAUAUGGAACAUUUUCGUGAUAAACAAAAACCUGCACAAGAUUAUUACUUUGACUAUUUAUAUAGUCAAAGGAUUAUUAAUUUUGUUAUUUGCUAUAGCUAAACAUUUUCAGUAAAAUAAAAUUGACGCUAAAUGGAAUGUAAAAAAGCAAUCAAUAUUCAAAAAGUCAGAUCAGUCGGUUUCCAUAUCUAUCGAACACAACAAAGACAUGACUACAAACGAUAGUAUUGACCUAAACAAGGAUAGGAUGCAAAUAUCCAAAUUAAUAGUGGCGUAUAUAAAAUCAUUUAUUGUCGAUAACAAAAUUCAAUUAAGUAAACAUGAAAAUGAAAAACUUGCAGUGCUUAAUAUUAUUGUCAAAAUUAAUAAUGACAAUCGAGAUGACAAUAAUAUUUCUGAACAAGGGUCACAAGCUCUUUCUGCGCAAGUUGAUUGCAUUUUUUGUUCUACACCACAAUUUGUAGGCAAAUUUUCAAAUAGGUGGGUAAUAUCAAAUUACCAAAGACAUUUAAAACGCUAUCAUGGUAAACAAGACCUCAAAACAAAAACAACACACCGUAAUCGAAAUCAUAAAUCUAAUGACGUUUCUCCUAUCGUUCAGAUGUGGACUAAAAUUUCUAAUAAAGAUUCUAAUAAAGAAAAUGUACUUGAUGUGGAUUCACCUUCACCACCUGACUAUUCUUCUGAUGACACUUUGAUAGAUACACAGAAGAGAAAAUUAUUCAAGACGACGGCAACUGUUCAAACAGAGUAGAAAAUUCUGGCGAGAAAGACAUUAUCUCGAGUCCUACUUCUACUUCGAAAAUAGCCACAUGCGGAUCGGAUAGCGAAAUUAUAACUAUCAGAAUUGCAGGAAAGUAAUUCUUUGAAUUUUUAAAAUCCGAAGAACCUGACGGGGUACAGUUUCUUCGGUACAACAAAGAACCCCAAUUAGAAUCUGACCAUGAUUCGUCAAAAUGGAAAUUAUCAAAAUAUUCAAGAUUAGAACGACAAAGACGAUCUUUAAAUCGUGCAACUAAAGGGCAAUUAAGAAUUACAAUCUAUGUCGAUGUUCUUGAUAGCAUGGAAUCGAUUUUGGCGAAAAAUAAUGAUCUAAGAAAAACUAUAUCGACUUAUUUAGAACAAAAAUGUGACAAAAGAGCUGCAAUCACGGACUUUAUUUCAAAUUCAAGUCACUAAUUCCUUAAAUCUUUAAUACAAACAGCUGAGACUAAUAAAAAAAACAUAAUAGUGGGCAUAGAUAUUCAACAUAUUAUAUAUCAACGAUU
Molecule: messenger RNA, 1608 nt
Organism: Wasmannia auropunctata (little fire ant)
Lineage: Eukaryota; Metazoa; Arthropoda; Insecta; Hymenoptera; Formicidae
Exons: 2
Coding region: 134-442 (102 amino acids)
Source: RefSeq, a predicted model, not a curated record